This is a messenger RNA of Knipowitschia caucasica, 786 nucleotides long. NCBI's taxonomy places the organism in Eukaryota, Metazoa, Chordata, Actinopteri, Gobiiformes, Gobiidae. The record is from the annotation of a GenBank genome assembly.
AUGAGAGAAUUCAAGAGCAAGGAUUUCUGGAGGGCGGUUUUGGCCGAGUUGGUUGGCAUGACACUUUUCAUAUUCCUCAGCUUGUCCACGGCUAUAGGUAACGUGCACAACACAAAUCCGGACCAGGAGGUGAAGGUGGCCCUGGGCUUCGGUCUGGCCAUAGCCACGCUGGCCCAGAGCUUGGGACACAUCAGCGGGGCCCACCUGAACCCGGCCGUCACCCUGGGGAUGCUCGCCAGUUGCCAAAUAAGCGUCUUCAAAGCGGUCAUGUAUAUUGUGGCGCAGAUGCUGGGGUCUGCGUUAGCCAGCGGGAUUGUGUACGGGACGAGGCCGGGUAACACAAGUGUCCUGGGAGUCAAUUCUCUCAGCGGUGUGACCCCCAGCCAAGGUGUGGGCAUCGAGCUGCUGGCAACAUUCCAGUUAGUCCUCUGUGUCAUUGCGGUGACUGAUAAAAGGAGGCGUGAUGUCACCGGUUCAGCGCCCUUAGCCAUUGGCCUCUCUGUGUGCUUGGGGCAUCUAGCAGCGAUUAGCUACACGGGCUGUGGGAUCAACCCGGCUCGCUCCUUUGGGCCCGCUCUGAUCCUCAGCGAUUUCACAAAUCACUGGGUUUACUGGGUGGGCCCCAUGUGCGGAGGUGUGGCGGCCGCUCUCGUCUACGACUUUCUCCUUUUCCCCAAAUUUGACGAUUUCCCUGAGAGAAUGCGGGUCCUGGUGAGCGGGCCGGUGGGAGACUACGACGUGAACGGAGGCAACGACCCCACCACUGUGGAAAUGAGCUCCAAAUAA